CAAUCGGUAGGUACACCAUUUCUUAGGUAGUACCGUAGGUAGAUAGAUACUUAGUCAGUUGUUGCGAGUGCCUUUUCUUUCUUCGUCCUGACUUUUGAAUACGAGGUGUUUAAAACACUUUUGCAAUACAAAACGGCAAGUGGUUCCACCGACAUCAGACCAGAUGGAUUGAUUCAACUUUACUUGUUCUUCCCACCUGCGAUUGACCGAUAGAUACCCAUAUUCCACCUAGUUGUAUGGAAGCCGAGGCCCAAAUUCAUGACUUGGUAUAAUUAGCUGAACAACCAACACCUCCCACACACCACUCGUCGUACGUCAAGUCACGCAGACACGCAGACACGCCGAGAUGCCCGGCUCGUCGCGGAUGCCCGUCAGCUUGCGGGAGAGCUUAGAGAAGGUCAAGCGUGCGCGCCCGACGAAUACACUGCAGUCCCUACAAUUUAUCAAUCUCGAUUUGUUUCGUAACAUCGUUUUCUUUUUCUUCGUCCUCCGCAUAAUCCGCCGCACCUUCUGGAAGCUCAAGGGCCGGGGUAUAAUUGGUACUAUCGUCGAGCUAUACACCGAUGCCCGUCGCAUAUUAUACGGCUACUUCCUCCGCGCCCCGGGCGUCCGGACCCAGGUGCGCAAGCAGAUCAACGACUCGCUGGCAAAGGUUCAGGCCAAGAUGAUCCCCACGACAGGGUCACGGUACUUAGCAUUGCCGAAAGAAGGGUGGGCAGAUGAGGCGCUACACAAGGAGCUCGAGACGCUCGCCAACAUGGAUCACACGAGGUGGGAGGACGGAUUCGUGUCUGGCGCCGUUUACCAUGGCGAAGAAGACUUGCUGAAGCUACAGACUGAGGCGUAUGGCAAAUUCACCGUAGCAAACCCCAUACAUCCAGAUGUCUUCCCCGGCGUCCGCAAAAUGGAAGCUGAAGUCGUUGCCAUGGUCCUCUCCAUGUUCCAUGCGCCACCCACAGGCGCCGGCGUGUCCACAAGCGGUGGUACCGAGAGCAUCCUCAUGGCCUGCUAUAGCGCACGACAGAAAGCCUAUGUUGAGCGAGGCGUAACAGAACCAGAGAUGAUCCUACCAGAAACCGCACACACAGCAUUCCGUAAGGCAGGCGAUUACUUCAAGAUCAAGGUCCACCUGGUGCCAUGCCCGGCACCUACACAUCAAGUAGACGUCCACCGUGUAUCACGGCUCAUCAACUCCAACACAAUCUUACUCGUAGGGUCAGCGCCUAACUUCCCCCAUGGUAUCAUGGACGAUAUCUCAGCCUUAUCCAAGCUAGCCCUCAAGCGCCGUCUACCUUUACACGUAGACUGCUGUCUGGGAUCUUUCCUCGUUCCCUUCCUCGAAAAAGCCGGCUUUGAAACCGAGCCGUUCGACUUCCGCCUCAAGGGCGUGACAUCUAUCUCAUGCGACACGCACAAAUACGGCUUCGCACCCAAGGGUAACUCAACCGUGCUAUACCGCACGCAGGAGCUGCGCACAUACCAGUACUUCGUCUCGCCCGACUGGUCCGGCGGCGUCUACGCAUCCGUAGGCAUCGCCGGCUCUCGCCCCGGCGCCCUGAUCGCAGGGUGCUGGGCAAGCAUGAUGAAAGUCGGGGAGACGGGAUACGUAGACGCCUGCGUCAAGAUCGUCGGGUGCGCGAAGAAGAUCGCAGAGCACGUCGCGCAAUCCCCGUCACUAGCCGCAGAGCUCGACCUCGUCGGCCGACCCCUCGUCUCCGUCGUCGCCUUCACCGCGCGCAACCUCAACAUCUACGACAUCGCCGACGGCAUGUCCACCAAGGGCUGGCAUCUCAACGCCCUGCAGAACCCGCCCGCGAUGCACAUCGCCGUCACCAUGCCCAUCACCAAAGUCUGGGAGCGCCUCGUCGCGGACCUCGAGACCGUCAUCGAGGCCGAGCGCGAGAAAGAGCGCGUCCGCGCCGUCGAGGGUAAAGGCCCCAGGGGCAAAGCCACGGGCGACACGGCGGCGCUGUACGGCGUGGCGGGAUCCCUGCCGAAUAAGGCCGUUGUCGUCGAUCUGGCGACGGGUUUCUUAGAUCUCAUGUAUAAGGCAUAAAUAACUCCUGCAUUUGAUAUUUUUGCCGUGUACUUUGUUCUU
This is a messenger RNA of Xylaria bambusicola, 2098 nucleotides long. RefSeq names its product pyridoxal phosphate-dependent transferase. Gene Ontology annotation, cellular component: endoplasmic reticulum. Lineage: Eukaryota; Fungi; Ascomycota; Sordariomycetes; Xylariales; Xylariaceae. The transcript is spliced from 3 exons. The record is from RefSeq and is a predicted model, not a curated record. Gene Ontology annotation, biological process: carboxylic acid metabolic process; sphingolipid catabolic process. Gene Ontology annotation, molecular function: sphinganine-1-phosphate aldolase activity; pyridoxal phosphate binding. Bases 347 to 2056 code for a protein of 569 amino acids.